CUCUAAUCAGUAGGAAAGAAAACCAGAGUCGACUUCUCCUCUGUGUGGACAAUAAAAACUAAUACCUGCUGAACUCUUCUCUUCCAAAACUCUCUUACUAACUUUUCUCCUUGAAGAGAUCAACAGAGCUUCAUCAUGGCAGUUAGCUGCAGACAGAUUCUGGGUUUGGUCUCAGCCAUCAUUGGUGUUCUAGGGACAAUAGUUAUCUGUUUCCUCCCAUUGUGGAAAGUCUCAGACUUCAUUAGUGCUGACAUUGCCACUACUUAUGUGAUCUUUGAGGGUUUGUGGGUGAACUGCAUUCUGCUGACUAAACAUGAGAUGGAGUGCAAAGAGUAUGAUUCUACGCUCACCUUACCUCAAGACCUGCAGGAUGCCAGAGUGCUCAUCGUUUUUGCUAUCAUCAUCCAGUUCUUUGGGAUUGUGCUUGGUGUAGUUGGGGCCAAGUGCACCAACUUUAUACCAGACGCAAGGCGAAAGACCAAAGCAGAUAUAGCUUCUGGAGUGUUGUUUCUCAUUGCAGCUAGCUUGGUGGCCCUGCCUGUCCACUGGACCACACACACCAUUGUUAAUGAUAUGUUCAACCCUGACCUGCCCAGCGAUCAAAGGAGGGAUCUGGGAGCUUCACUCUUCAUCGGCUUGGUGUCCGCAGGACUGCUAUACCUGGGAGGAGCCCUUCUCUGCUGCUCCUUUUUCUGCAGGAUUGAGACAGAAUGUGACGUUAAAUCUGCACAUACUAACACUAAACAACAACGUUCAUCUAGACAGCGUUCUACUAGAAACAAGAAAAAGGUUUCAUGAUGGUUUCACUCUCUGUUUGACUGAGUCCACUGUUAACAUCAGGUAAUAAAGUCUGAAAUAUGAGUAAAAAUUUGUAGGAAUCUUUGCAUUUUGUCUGUAUUCAAAACAUAUGGUAGGAAUAUGUGCAGCAUUCUGAAUGCUUGUGAGCACAGAGUCAAAAAAAGUUGUUUUUUUUAGUUUGUUUUUUUGUUUUAAUGUUUACAGGGUAAAUAACAGAGCCACUGUAAAAUCAUACCCUCUGAUAUGCAUGGGUUUUUACAGGAUAUGGGAACUGAGCUGAGCAAGUUUACAUUCUAAUAGAUUUUAUUGAAUUUCUUCUGUCUCAUAUGCUCUUACCUACACUGUGCUAGCUGUACUGUUCUCAAUGAUUAGUAGACCAGCAUAUGUUGGCUAGCAAAAAGAACUACACAUUUCACGGUAGGCUUUAUUUUAAGUGUUUUCAGGGCGUAAGUUAUAGUGGGACAGUGUUUUUUUUUUCAGCAUUAGCAGUGUUAGCUGCUCCAGCUUGCCAUGUUAGCGGCUAAUGCUAACUGGAGCAGAAGGGCUAAUGCUAUGUUCUUUAAGCUUUUUACCCAAAUUAGCAGAUAAUUCUACACAUAACACUAACUAUUACGCUUUGUGUCACGCUGGAAUUUUUUGGGAUACCAAGUCUACAUUCAGAGCCAAAUCCACAACAAAUAUAUUUUGCAGCACAGAUUUUUCUGUUCCUGUUGUCAAGCAUACAAUGCAUGUUGAACUGCUGUUCAUUGCCAGAGAGAAGCCACUCCUCUUCCUGGAAUGAAGGGAAACCUGCUGCCUCCUCUCUAACACAGUGAAUUAUCUCUGUCCACAUUUUCCCUCAUUUUGUCAGACAGCUCUGACAAAAUGAGGGAAACAAGGAAAAAGUGAUGAGUCCUAUUUGCUGCAGAUCUAAACACAGGAAACACAGGCUUAAGCUGAUCAAAGCUCAGAUUUGAUCUACUGUAAGGAAAUGAAAAUGUCUGAAUGAGGGCUUCAGUUGUGCUUUUUAAUCUGUCUGGAUUUACUCAAGUAUCCAACAACUCUUAUCUGUGGACACAACUACUGAAUAAGCUGUAUCAAGAACUACUGGGAAGAGGAGGAGAUUAAGAAGAGUUUCCAGCUGUUAUCAGUGCAGAAAGGGUUUCAUACCAAAGCUAGUUCUGCAAACACCUAAUUAGCUGAAGAAGACUAGCACUCUAAACUGCUCCUCAUCCACAAGACUAUGUUGGACUUAAAGAUGUGGCCUGUGGUGUGUGCACUGGGAGAGCCCUGAAAGUCUCCAAUUCCUGUCUGCAGUGUGUGGCCUCUUACUGUGAGAGCCACCUCCAGGUUCGGUAUGAAAUUAGGACUUUUCAGAACCAGCGAUCAGCAGUAUAUCAGUUAACCUCUGUGGUAUGGAGGAACACAGAGGCCACGACACAGUGUCAGCUGUAGCAGAAAGGACUGAGAGGCAGAGAGAGCUCAGGCCAACAUGACUCAACAUCCAACAGUGAAACCAGGACACACAGCAAGAUAUAGAAAUGCUUCAGCAGCAUGUGAAGGCCAUCAGUGUCUAUAUUGAUAAAGCAGUGAGGGAAGCCUAGACAAUCUUCAGCCGGCUUGUCCAACUCGUGUAGAAGAAAAUCUUCAGAAGAAGCCACAGCAGGAUAUUACUGAGUUUAACUUACAAUUUUAUCGUAAACAUUUUUUAGUUGAAUAAAUAAAAUACUCCAGGAAUACACUUUGUUAGUCAAACCCAGAGUAUAAUUAACUUUGGUUAUCCUUUUCCAAAUACCACUGAAGGCAACAUUAUCCAGAUAGUGAAGAGUUCAGAGUUUGUUGCUGAAGAAAUACCUUGUUUGCAAUUGCAUUUGACAGCAAGACAUUUUGGUCAGUGUGUGAAGAAACUUGUUGAGAGGAGAAAUCUCAACAUUUAAUAUUGCACUCAACAAUUCAGUGGCCAUAGGUGAUCUUUGUUGACCGUGUUGCCUGAUGGUAUUUUUCACUAGAAAGUCCACAAUAACUAAAAUUUCUAAUAGUUUCUGCAGCUGAAAGUAGCAGUUUAAACAAUUUAAAUCUUAAUUUAAUUCAGUGUGUGAACGUGUGUGUGAAUGGGUGGAUGAUUGAAUGUAGUGUGCUUUUGGGUCCAUCAGCACUAAGUAAAAGCGCUAUACAAAUACAGGCCAUUCAUUUUUGUCUGUUGUUAAUGCUAUGGAAGAAUGGUUGUCCAAGUAAGGCCAACUGGUCGAUAUAUAUUGGGUGUUUUGGACUUGGAGAGGGGAUUUAACCGCAUCUCUUGGGGUUGUUUUGUAGUUAGAGAGAAGGAAGAGAGGAUAAAGACAUGCUGUGGAAGAGAGACAGAGAUUAAUAACA
This is a messenger RNA of Haplochromis burtoni (Burton's mouthbrooder), 3150 nucleotides long. Its product is annotated as claudin-4. The coding region runs from base 136 to 798 and encodes 220 amino acids. Lineage: Eukaryota; Metazoa; Chordata; Actinopteri; Cichliformes; Cichlidae. Gene Ontology annotation, molecular function: structural molecule activity. The record is from RefSeq and is a predicted model, not a curated record. Gene Ontology annotation, biological process: cell adhesion; bicellular tight junction assembly. The transcript has a single exon. Gene Ontology annotation, cellular component: plasma membrane; bicellular tight junction.